Messenger RNA from Mya arenaria, 2512 nucleotides. RefSeq names its product RYamide receptor-like. The transcript is spliced from 2 exons. The record is from RefSeq and is a predicted model, not a curated record. Gene Ontology annotation, cellular component: membrane. NCBI's taxonomy places the organism in Eukaryota, Metazoa, Mollusca, Bivalvia, Myida, Myidae. Gene Ontology annotation, molecular function: neuropeptide Y receptor activity. Bases 327 to 1478 code for a protein of 383 amino acids. Gene Ontology annotation, biological process: neuropeptide signaling pathway.
UUUAGAAGACAGUUUUGGGAAUGUUUUGAUAAAAUUAAGGUUUUAUGAUAUAUUUCGUAUUGCAUCACUUAGAACUUGUAAUACACUACUCUACGAUUCAAUAAGAAGUGCGAUACAGAAUAUUUCCCUAAUUGAUUAGAAGAGCGAAAACAACAAAACAGGCAAUAAUAAACUGUGGGUUUGUAAUAGCUGGAAAUAUAUUGCGACAGAAAAUAAUGCAGGAUAAAGAAUUAUUUCAGAGAUUUUCAGCAAUCAAAUAAUCAUGAAACUGAUAAUGACUUCAUGAUAUUAAGCAACUGCGUUUGUUUCAAUGCACAAUUAUAGGUAUGGAGGAUUAUUCGAAAGAAGAUUACAACAUUUCAAUAAAUCCUUGUGUGACACAGUUCAACGCAGUAAAUAUAUUCUGGCUGGUGCUAUAUUCCGUUCUUUUUAUUGUGGCUGUCGGCGGUAAUUUUCUAGUAUGUUGCGUUGUCCUGGGACAAGAGCGGAUGAGAACAGUGACCAACUACUUCCUGUUGAAUCUCGCGAUCGGGGAUAUAGCCAAAGGAUUUUUAUGUAUCCCGUUCACAUUCGUCAUAAAUGUGCUAGUACCGUACUGGCCGUUUGGGGAUUUCAUGUGUCCAUUCGUGCUGUACAUGCAGGCGGUCACCGUGUUUCUCAGUGCCUUCACCCUCGUGGCCAUGAGCAUUGACCGCUACGUGGCCAUCAUCCAUCCACUUCGACCAAAGAUGACCACCAGGAAGGCGCUUGUGACCAUAACCAUUGUAUGGGUACUGGCACUUGCUGUUCCUAUACCCACUGCUAUAAAAUCACAGAUCGUCCGGAACCCCUAUACAAACUCGACAGAGGACUGUCAGAAGGGUUUAUGCUUGGAAGAAAUUGGCGACCCGGUGCUACAGCAAAUGUACUCGACAGCAAUCAUGUGCAUACAGUACUUUGUACCUUUAGCCGUACUUAUUGUAACAUAUUCUCGCAUUGGAUACAUCAUCUGGAUCAAGCGAACUCCGGGGGAAGCGGAGAGACGAAGAGAUGAAAGAAUUGCGUCCUCAAAAAGAAAGAUGGUGAAGAUGAUGAUAGUGAUGGUGAUUACAUACGCGGUGUGUUGGCUUCCUCUACAUGUCAUCCAGUUAGUCGAGGAGGCCCUUUCCCAUUCGGACGCCCUCUACAGCUUCGAGCACUACCAGUUCAUCUGGACCUCCUUCCACUGGCUUGCCAUGUCCUACGCCUGCUACAACCCAAUCGUCUACUUCUGGAUGAACAAGCGUUUCAGGGCUGGAUUCAAGGGGAUGAUUUUCUUUUGCACACGGUGUAAGAAAGGUUACGGCAGAAGUGUGUGUCACGGCCGACGUACCAGAGCGCCACACAGAACAAACAGUGCUUCUAGUAGCAGGUAUAGCCCAAGAGCUAGUAUUGAUGAAACGAAAAUUGUUAAACUUUCAUACCUCCAAAGAGACAAUGGGGAUUUUAAUGACAUGUGAAUAUUGGCUGACCACGAAUUAUGUGCGGUAAAUGAUCGUGAUGACAUUUCAUAUAUCUUAAUAUCAUUGACCAUUCAAUUUACUUUUAAAGGGGACAAUUAUGUUAAGGAGUGUUGUUUUUUUCACGGGUACUAUUCAGAAACAGAUUUUAAUUAGUACAGUAAACGGAGGGACUAAGCACUAUAUUUAAGUGUAAAAGUGACAAAUUUGGGAGAUCGACUUGAAACGUUUUCUAUGUUUUAAAUGGAAAACUAUAUCACAGUAGACAUGGUGUUUGUAAAUAUUAAUAAAGGUGACGAUGACGCUUCUUCAUAUCCUUUGUGAGCAUUGAGGUGUGUGUUUUCAGAAAUAACAUCGUCGUUGUGUGUCAUAACUUCCUCCAAGUAAAUAAUCAAGUCAAGAAUACGCUGUAGUUAAUAGCAAAAAUAACAGUGUUGUCGACGUGCUUCUGUUCAAUAUUGUGAAGAUGUUAACAUGUGACAAGACGACACGAUAAGUACAAUUUGAUGUUGAUUUUGUUUUGCGUUACAAAAUAUAGAAUGUGAAUAUCGCCAUUGUAAACAGUUAUAUACUGUACAUUGUAAGGCGUGGGUUUUACUGCCUUUUGAGUGGUUUUAAGGACGAACGAGCUGAAUUGGUUACGAACCAAUAGUCGGGACACGUUGAUGUUAUUUACCGCUAACAUCUAUAGACACUGUUGUUACGAUUAGAUAGUUAUGAUAUGUAUGUAUUCGUGGGAAAUGUAUUUUCCCCAUGCUUGUCUAUACCACCAGUUUGAUAAUGUUAAUACCCGCGAACAAAAUUCCGCCUGAACCAAGUUAAUUUAAAGUCGCCCGCUGAUGACACGCGUCCAUAAAACUAUACAAAGUGCUCAAUAAAAGGUAAAUUAACCCUUUUUUACAUAUAAGGAAAACGACGCAUAAUAAAAUAGAGUUCUAGCAUUGAUCUAAUGUUCUCUACAUUCGUUUGUAUUUCCUAACAUAUUGGUAGAGGUAUACAGAGAACGUCUACGCUCUAAUAAAACAGUAUGUGAU